CCAAACAAAUCGCCUGAUGUUGAUGUAAAUGUUGUGUUUCCAUUUGAAAUUUUUUCAUGAACUCACCAUCCAAUUUGAAGUCUAAACUUAAUCAGCAAACGUAUAACACGUUCUCUGUUGUCAUAUUGAAAGUAUUUUCCAAUUGAGUCACAUCAGUGAUUUGUUUAACGCCGAAGAGAAACAAAAUAAAACGCCGGGUGCUAUUGCAAUAAAUUCGUAUAAUUGGUUGUUCUAGUAAAGUAUUGUUAAAUUUAUAAUUAAUUGCCGUGCAUCAAAUCUGUAAAAAGAGCGUUGAAUCAGCUGUUAAACACAACGAGCCGGCAAAAAUUUUAAUUUAGAGGCAAACGGCUGCACAAUAUUCUAAUACACAUAUAAUUGUCAAUCGAACCGUUUUCUAUUGUUUUAAUCGUUUUUUUUUGUGUGAGAAGCUUAUCAUCAGUGUCGCAUGUGGUUGUAAUUUUUGUUUCGUUUCGUAUCAAAAAGGACAGCUAAAAAAUGCUUUACUAACAGUUUGUCAAGCAGUGUUGAACGUGGUGGACACAAAUUCCGUAUAUGGCUAAAUUAGAAAUACUUAACGAACAAACAAAAUUGAAAUUUUCUGUUCUUUGUAUUAAAUUAUUAAUCUAAACAGUGUCAUUUACGUUUUUUGAACUGUGUGCUUCACAAAUCGAAUUAAUUAGUUUUUCGUGACUAUCGAAUACAUCGAAUCAUAUACAAGAAGCGGUGAUCUGUUGUUGAAAUAAUUUUCUUUGAUUCGGAAAGCGAGAACAAAGCCAGAAAAAUAAUUGUACAAUGGCACCAAAUGCAUCGACCACAGCUGACUGCACCGGUGUUCUCAACGAACAUGAUGCCGAAACUAACGAUGGAGGCUUAUUGAAGAAAGUUGCCCCAGUGGUGCGAAAUGAUAAGAGACAAGUCGCUUUGGUUUGGAGAAACAUAAUUGCCUUCACAUAUGUUCACAUAGCCGCACUCUACGGAGCGUGGUUAAUGCUGACUGCUGCUAAAUUUUAUACUGUUCUAUUCGCCGUACUUUUGUACGUGAUAUCCGGUUUGGGUAUCACAGCCGGAGCGCAUCGUUUAUGGGCACAUCGAUCGUACAAAGCGAAACUACCACUUCGAAUCAUAUUGAUUGUAUUCAACACCAUAGCAUUUCAAGAUUGUGCAUUGCAUUGGGCACGAGAUCAUCGUGUACACCAUAAAUUUUCGGAAACGGACGCUGAUCCUCAUAAUGCAACACGCGGAUUUUUCUUUUCACACAUCGGCUGGCUUCUAUGUAAAAAACAUCCCGAUGUCAUUGAAAAAGGAAAAGGUCUUGAUAUAUCCGAUCUACUAAGUGAUCCAGUUCUGAUGGUCCAGAGGAAAUAUUACAUGCUGUUGAUGCCACUCGCUUGCUUCGUACUACCAACAAUUGUACCGAUAUACUACUGGAACGAAUCGUUUGUUAAUUCAUUUUUUGUGGCUACAAUGUUUCGAUGGACUUUCAUCUUGAAUGCAACAUGGCUGGUAAAUAGUGCUGCUCAUAAAUGGGGUGAUAGGCCGUAUGAUAUAAACAUCAAUCCAUCACAAAAUCCGGCCGUUGCAGCAUUUGCUUUCGGCGAGGGCUGGCACAACUACCAUCACGUAUUCCCGUGGGACUACAAGACCGCCGAAUUGGGCAAUUACAAUGCCAAUAUGACAACAGCGUUCAUUGAUUUGUUUGCCAAAAUUGGCUGGGCUUACGAUCUGAAAUCGGUGUCCGAAGAAAUUAUCAAGAGGCGCGUUGAACGAACCGGCGACGGAACGCAUCCAACAUGGGGCUGGGGCGAUUCUGAUCAGGAUCAGAUUGAAAUCGAUCAUGCAAUGAUCACGCAUCAACAACAACAAAAUAAGAGAGAAUAAGAGGAAUGGUUGUGAGGGGCGGAAGGGGAGUCGGAUGUGGUUUGUGUCGAUGAUGUGAAUCUCUAUUCUCUCUCUCUUUCUAUUCUUAUAUACCAUUCUCGGCAUGUUGAAUGUAAAUUAAUUUUGUUUUCUCUGGAGAUUAUACGUUGUGCCGCCAAUGUGGUAGGGGCACGCGCUUUUCAAUGCUUAAUUAUGGGUAUAAAAAAACAAUUUUUUUAGUUAAUUUUAUUCUCAAAAUUAUUAUUAUUUUUGUAAAGAGGAAGAGAUUCAAAUCGUUUCCGUUUCUUGAAAACUUUUUUUUUCGUAAAAUUCAUUUUUAAUUGUUGCACCCUGAAUUUUGAUUAUUACUUUUUUUAAAUUAAUUGUGGGCUCUCAGAUAAAUAAAAAAUAUUUUUAUUAAUGCACAAAUAAAAUCAAAAAAUGAAACCAAGCGAGAAGAGUCGUGAAAACAGUUUAAAAAGAAUCUAAAAAAACAAAAAGAAUGAAAGUGUGAUAAUCCAUUUGGAAAAGUAACGAAAACAUUUUUUUCGUUAGUUGUUAAGUCUUAGGGGAUUAGAUUAAAUAAUUAACAAUAAAUAUUUGUGGUGCCAAUGGGACAACAUUAUCUCAUUAUGUAUAUGUAGGAAAUGCUGACACAAUAUAAUCAAAUAUUUUUCUUAAGGUUGAAUGUGGAAUGGAUUGCAGAGGAUGGUAGCAUUCCACUAAAAGCCAGCCAAAUAUUUGACUAACCCACAUUCCAUUAUUUCAAAGUUGUCAGCUGAUUUACUUCGGUCUUGCCAUAUUUUAUUUUUCUGUUCACUUGAAAAGAUAUCGAUGAAUUCACCUCUCAGAUUGAUCAAUGAAUUUUCGAUUUUUACAUGAAUACGACCAAUGACAGACUUUACUGAAGAUAGUCUGCUCAGUUCUAAAGCUAGUAUCGGGUUGACCUGUUAUCAAUUCAAGUUGACCCGAAGUGGAUUACGAACCUGAACUAAGGUUUCAGGUUCAAUCCGAAGUUGGGCUGAACAAGCAAUUUUCGAUUUCUCGUUCAACGGUUGAACUUCAACCCAACAUGAACCUGAAAUUUCCCGGGUCAGGUUCAUAAAUCACGAAUUUUUACGACGAAUUUCAAGUUACUCGAAAUUGACCUGAUCUACCUUAGGUUCGGAUGAAACCAAAAAGUAAAAGUUCAGGUUCGAGUUGAACCAAUUCAGGUUCUUGUCCGGUUCGGCUUGAAUCCGAAAAUCAAAAAUUUCAGGUUCAGGUAGCUCCUUAGAAUUGUAUAUAUACAGGAGCUACGCUGAUCAUUCGUUAAAGAACUACUUUUUUGAAAAUAAAUGAAAUGAGGUCAAGCUCCGUUGAACCUGAUAUCUUAGUUCAGAUACGCAUUGAAAUCAGUUCAGAUGUUGUAGUAUGGGCGUUGACGUUGAGAGUAGCUAAACAGAGAACCUUCGGGGUUGCGGAACUUGUCGAAAUGUGCACAAUUCUCUUAUUAUUUUUUUGCUCGGGCGUUUGAAAAGUUCCACAAGUUGCAUUCAUCAUAACAAUUGACUUAACGUGACUAUAUAAUCAGUAAACAGACAAUUAGCACAGCAGUGUUAUUUCGAAACUGAUAUGAUGAACCUAAGUGCUUACGGUCUCAAUUCUUGUAAAACGUCUGAAACGCAAACCUCCAUCUGGAUUCAUUGAUGUGUCCAGGACGAAGUAACUUUUCGAUUUAUUGAAGAACUUUUAAAUAAUGUAAUGUGGAUUACCCUUGAAAUUCUUAUUUCUUGGCUGGCUUUGGAAUAUUAGAGUGAGAUGAUUCGUUAAGUGCAGAACAUAUAAUUCCGUAGCAAGCGAGAAGUGACCAAAGUGAUAUAGGAUGGCUUCGACUUAAAACAAAAACUUUCACAUAAUGGAUUGGCCACUUCUUAGACUAGAUGUUGAUGUGUUGAUGUCUACGAUUAGAGAUUAUUUGAUAAAAAUGAGUCCUGUCAGUGGGUUCUGACGUGAACUUACUAUGCACUUCAGAUAAAAAAAUUAAAUUGCUCGACGUCUCACGGUUAUGCAGACCAUUAUGGGUAUGGCUAUACUUCACUCUUUAAAUCCAAACUUAACAACACUUCAAAUAUCUUAAUCCCAAUUACAAUUUAAAAUUCGUUGCCGAUUGUCAGUAUUUAUCUGCUCUCAUCUGCGUCAUAUUUUCCCUCAACUACUAACAAAUACCAUCUGACAUGAACGUCUUGUCGUUUGGAUGAACAAUGAUUUGCCAUUGGGAACAAUUAAACGAAUACUAAGGACAGCAAGGUAACAUAUGCCUUUCAAUGUAAAUUUUGCCCAAAAGAUUUCAAAACUGUUAAUCCGAGGCGAUGCCGAGCAAAAUGUAUCGACAAAAUUUUUCUUAAGGUGCAGGUUAGUAACAUGAAUUUAGGAUUACCAGUGAAGUUCUCAUUUUUGCAAAAGUCACUUUACCGCACUAGUGCCGUAAUAUAUUAAUGAAAAUCCAGUUACGCAUUACUUCGAUCGCAUUGCUGUACUUUAAAUGAAUUUUGUAAGUUCAUUGGAAUAUCGUUCGACCGAAUUUCGAUUGAGAAUCAAUUUUAACGAACUUUAGAAGAAAAUAUUUGGUCAUUGUGACCACAUUGUUGUCAGAGUUUUCUUUUGCAAUUAUCAAAACAUUGCGCAAUUGCACCAAUAAAUUAGAAAAUCAAGAUCUAGCAGCACAACAGUUAGAAAACUAUUCUAGUACAGUCAAGAUGUUGAUUGAUGAGUCCACCCCCUUCCCACUUAUAUGGAUAUUUCACCGAUGUUCGUUGGUACUGGUAAUAUUUACUAACUUAAUGUUUACACUACUGAAAGGAAGAUAGAAUUUAAUUUAAUUUACAUUUUGUCCCAUUCGCACUACUCAGGGAAAAGAAAAGAAAAACCGAUUAUUUGUAAGACGGAUGUAAUGAUGAGGAUGAUAGGUUGAUAGGAAAUGAUCAAAAUGAAAAAAUAAAUUGAAUUGAAAGUGUGGCAAACAUUUAAUGAAGAUUAUAAAAGCAGCGAUCAUUGUACCGACAACAUUUUUGUUUAAAUUCUUAGAAAUGAAUUUUUUUUUAACAUAAGAAAAAGAGAGAAAUGAAAAUGAAACCUUAGCGUUGUGUUUAAAACAGAGAAAUCGAAAUGAAAUCAGAAAUAAAUGUCUCAAUACGUUCCUUUGUUUGAUAAAUUUAAUUUAUUUUUUUUCUAGAAUUUUAAUUGAUUUUUUCUUUCUCGUGUGUCUAAAACUAUGAAUCAGUUUUGAAAAAUGGAAAUGAAAAAAUGGAUUCAAUAAUUAAACCAGUGCACCAGAUGGCUCAACAACAAAAAUUAAAAACAUUUUUUUUAAAUUAAAUUUAAAGUUUAACACUUAAGUUUUCAUCCAUUUAUAUCGGCUCUGGAUAAAAUGUAAAAUUAUUGUACGUUUCAAAAUGGUAUGAAAAGAAUAACAAAACAGUAAAAAUAUACGGGCGACAUCACUUGUUGAAAUAAAAAAAAAGAAAAUUAUGAAAUGAGCUUAGUCGAAUAAGAGGGAAAAAAAAGAAGAGAAACAAAAUUUAAAAAAAAAUGAAAAUAUGAAUGUGAUCCGUUUCCUAUAUACUUGUAUUUAUAAAAUUUUAAGGAAAUAAAUCUGUUAUUCUGUACAAAAAA
This is a messenger RNA of Bradysia coprophila, 5511 nucleotides long. RefSeq names its product acyl-CoA Delta-9 desaturase-like. NCBI's taxonomy places the organism in Eukaryota, Metazoa, Arthropoda, Insecta, Diptera, Sciaridae. Gene Ontology annotation, biological process: unsaturated fatty acid biosynthetic process. Gene Ontology annotation, molecular function: stearoyl-CoA 9-desaturase activity; iron ion binding. The record is from RefSeq and is a predicted model, not a curated record. Gene Ontology annotation, cellular component: endoplasmic reticulum membrane.